GUGUAGGUGAAGGUGGUGUGGUGACAAACAGCUAAUUUGUGACAAUCGCCAUUGCCAUGUCAUUUUGUUAUUCUACGUAUUCAUUGAAUUGCAUCAUACAGAUUCAUCAUCCAUAAAGGGCUUUUAAACCAAACUUUGGAGAAAUAUAUCUUAUACGUUUACAGAAUUAUAUAAGACUGAGUGAAAACAUGAACAACAAUUGCCAUUCACCGAAUCUGAAUCCACAUCUUAAGAGCUUUGAUGAAGACACUCUGUUCCAUAUUGGAUUCUCAUCAUCUCAUGAUGAUCUCCCCGAGAUGUUUGGCGAUGUCAAGUUUGUAUGUAUGGGAGGUACCUCUAGCAGGAUGAAGAUAUACUCUGAAAGGUUCGCUGAUGAGCUGAAAGUGGAUUGGAUGGAUUACACCAAAGGAGAGAGAUAUGGUAUCUUCAAAGCUGGUCCUGUUUUAUGUAUCAGUCAUGGAAUAGGAAAACCUUCUGCAUCAAUUGUCCUCCAUGAAGUCAUCAAGUUGGUGAACUAUGCUGGAUGCCAAGAUGUUGUAUUCAUACGCAUGGGAACAUGUGGAGGGAUUGACUGUGAAGCUGGCACUGUUGUCGUCUCAGAUAAAGCCCUUGAUGAGAUGCUCAAACCAGAAUAUAACCUGCAUGUUUUAGGCAAGGUGGUCACCCGUCCUACCCAACUAAGUCAUGAAUUAGCAGAGGAUAUUCUGUCAAGUCAGUCAUCUAACAAUGGCUUCAACAUUAUCAGAGGGAAUACAUUGUGUACAUCAGAUUUCUUUGAAGGUCAAGCUCGGAUAGAUGGAGCUUUCUGUCACUAUACAGAGAAGGAUAAGAUGGAAUACUUAAAGAAAGUCAGAAAUGCAGGAGUAAGAAACAUUGAAAUGGAAUCAGCAGUGGUGGCUGGAUUAUGUAAUGCUGCAAAUAUUAAAGCUGCUGUUGUUUGUGUAACUCUGUUGGAUCGCCUGAAGACUGAUCAGGUGACUCUCACACAUGAUCAACUUAUGAAAUACGAGAUGAGGCCAAUGGACGUCAUUCUUGCUUUUGUCAGUAAGAAAUUAGGUAACCAAUAGAAAUUCCAUUACCAAUAUCUUCCUCUUUUUGUUACCCUAGGGACAUGGGAUGAGUUUUGUAAGGAUUCUUAAAUCUUGUUGCCAGAUGUACAUAGCAUUUAUGUUUUGCUUCUAAGCAGUUGCAAAGAGGUUAUAUUUUAUUAUAUUUGCAUACAAAUGAUAUAGUUUUUUUUAUAGAAUUUGUGUAGAUUUAAAAAAUCAGCAAAAGUGUAUUCCAUUUUGAAAUUUUGAAGACCUUGCACCACUUGAUGCAAUGCAUUGCGAUCAUAUAUCUAGCAUGUAUAUAGAAGCAACUUGGAAAUAGUGUAUUUUGGUGUUCUAAAGAAGUUCUUAUCUUGAAUAUAGAAAAUCUAUCAUAUAUGUAUGUCUUCAACCAUGUUUAUUUUGAAGGUAUCAUCUUACUGUAUUCUUUAAAUAAAAAAAACUUUAUUAUUUGAUUGUUAAAACAGUUUAGUACCAUGAAGCAUGUGUAUUGAACAGUAAACAUCCAACAAGAGAGACAUAAGAAAAAAAAACAAGCAAAAGUUUUUCAUUAAGAGGAUGCAACAAAAUAUUACAAAUAUUACUCAAUAGACUCUGAUCCUUACAGAAUGGUUGUUGCCAAAUCAGAUUUGGUGUAAGAGAGGGAAUUUCUGAUGUUUUCAUUCCAUCUCUAUAAUUUAUCUGAUUUAUUACAGUAAAAUAAAAUCAAGUAGAUAUAGUCAAAUAUAUCAUGUAAUACAACAACAAAACUUGCGCUAUUGUUUCAGUAGAAAUAAACAUGUUAGCAUUUGUGUGAAUAUAUAAUCAAUAUCAGAAGUGUGAACUUCAUGAACAACAUUGUGAUUUAUAUAUUUUUUUUUAAUGGAAAGCCCCACUAAAAAGCAAAGAUUGUACUUUGUGGGCUCUUCAACACUUGUGAUAUUUUGAAUACAUCUUCCUUGAUCAUAGUUGGUGGCUUGGUAUUUUAAGUUACUGCAGCUGUAUUAUACAGUACCAUUACAUUUUGCAUUCUUUAAAUGCAGUUACAUAUAAUCAUUUCGCAAUGGGGAAUAGUGCCAUAGUAUAUCAUCUUCGGUGUUGAGUCCAAAAAUUUAAACUCACUACAUUAGAUACCCUUCAAAUAACAAAGUCUCAAAGGUAGAGCUUGGUGUAGAAUGUAUUUAAAUUUAAGACUAGUUAUAAAGACUAUUACUGCCAUACAUAUACCAUUUACUGCCAAUGUUUACUAUUUAUUUAGUUCAUGAUUAUUUACUACCCCCACCCUUCUCAUCCAUUUCCAUAUCAGUAUGCAUGAUUAUUCCAUGUAAAGUGAUAAGCAGGCUAUGUUAUAUACUUCUUUUCAAAUGGUGCUUUAUAUUAUUUAUGUUGCAUGUCAGUGCAAUAUAAUGAAGAUAAUGAAUAGGCCAUGCAUUGACAUAAGAAGGGAUAGUUUUUUUAAUUACUUUUUCAUUUGGUGAUAAUAAGUGAUCAUUGAAAGACCACUGACUGUGUUCAUAUAAUUAUAUCACUUAGAUUACAAUUAAAGACAUUCCAUGUACAGAUAUUUUAAAUCACCCAGCAUAUUCUGCUGUUUUUCUUGUUUAUUUUAUUUUGUUAUGUGAAACAGUGGCCAUAAAGAGGAAUUAUAAGUUAUAACUGACAGAUUUAUGAUUACCCAGAAAAAAAACCCUUAGCUUGUCAAUUGAAAUGUAGGUUUUUGUUUAAUUAUGAAAACCUACAAAGCAGUUAUCAAUCUGUUUUCUUAACUUUGUUUUAUCCAACAUUGUUCAAUCCAUGUGAAAUAUGAAUUAUCUAGCUCAUUUGCAAGCCUAUCACUUUGAAUUCAAGAAUAUUUUUUCAAUCAUUCCAUUAUUUAAAAAAUUAUAACAUGUAUGUUUAGAAUGUGUUCAAUAUGAAAUAACUGAAAUACAUUUUGUGAGUCAAACUAUCAUGUUUAUCUUUAAUCAGAUUUUAUGUCACUUGAAAUUCAAUAGAUUUUAAUGUGUAUUUUUGUACCCUUUUAAUUAGAUUUUUUCUCAAGUUGAUAAGAGAAUGCUUGGCAGAGAAGUCAGACUUAGGAGAACCGAUUUGAAUGCAAGGCUGAUUGUAUUUAUUCUCACUAAAACACAAUGUGUAAUAUAAUUUCAAGGGUAUAGUUGUGCCAUGUUAUCACUCUACAAAUUAUUACAGGUGUUCAUAAUUCCCUCUUUGAUUUCUAUUUUGUAGUAGACUUACAAAUGGUUGUGUCGUAAAAUUUAUUCAUGACGUUACAAACAACUCUUUCAGCAAUUAAAAAAAGAAACACUGGAUAUUUUUCCAAUAAAAUGCAUCACUGAUGCAUUCAUAAAACAUCGAAAUGUAUUCAAGUUUUAGAGAAAAAUCUGAAAUUAUUAAAUAGAACAUAUAAAUUUGAAAUAAUCAGUGGUGUUCUGCA
Lytechinus variegatus (green sea urchin) is the source of this 3462-nucleotide messenger RNA. RefSeq names its product uridine phosphorylase 1-like. The record is from RefSeq and is a predicted model, not a curated record. NCBI's taxonomy places the organism in Eukaryota, Metazoa, Echinodermata, Echinoidea, Temnopleuroida, Toxopneustidae. Gene Ontology annotation, molecular function: uridine phosphorylase activity. Gene Ontology annotation, cellular component: cytoplasm; cytosol. The transcript has 7 exons. Gene Ontology annotation, biological process: uridine catabolic process; nucleotide catabolic process. Bases 189 to 1067 code for a protein of 292 amino acids.